Toxorhynchites rutilus septentrionalis is the source of this 10321-nucleotide messenger RNA. It is a transcript of the gene Syp, whose product is annotated as heterogeneous nuclear ribonucleoprotein R. The coding region runs from base 1773 to 3359 and encodes 528 amino acids. The transcript has 11 exons. The record is from RefSeq and is a predicted model, not a curated record. Gene Ontology annotation, molecular function: mRNA binding. NCBI's taxonomy places the organism in Eukaryota, Metazoa, Arthropoda, Insecta, Diptera, Culicidae. Gene Ontology annotation, cellular component: ribonucleoprotein complex; nucleus.
UACACCGGUGCACUAGUGAAGCAAAGCGCGGACGAUCAAGAACGUCUCACACGAGUUCUCCCUGUUGGUACGGUUGGUACGGCCAGAGACGUUCAAACUCUCGGUACUAAUUUUUUCCCCCUAGUGUACAUUGGAUGUCCCUGAGGAGAGGACACUGUGAGUGACAGAAGGAUUUAGUCUGUUUUUUUCGUUGUGACUGCUGAUGCGUUCGCGCUGGCCGAGAAAUUAUUUUUUUGUUGUUCACAUCAUCUGGAAUUAGGCAAAUUUGCCCUUCCAACGGGAGUUACAUUGACUCAGUCGUGUGUUCAAAAUUUCGGUUCGGAAAAAAAGGUGCGCGAAGGGAGAGGAGAAAAAAAAACCCCAGCGACAACUUGUACAGGAGCUAAAGUGCUACUGACUGUGAUUUUUUUUUUGAGAAUGUUAUACUGAAAUGUGACUUAUUGUGGAGACUGUGGUGAUUUUGUUUAUUGAAAAAAAAAAUCGUGAAGAGCAGCGAGAGAGUGUGUGCUAAAGAGUGUUUAUACGUAGCUUAGGUUUUUGUUCUAACUUUUUUAUUUUCCAUCCUAAUCGAUACGUAAGCUAGCUCUAGUACCUACCAUAAGUUUUGUUAUCUAAGACCAGACGUAAGUGUGUGCGAGCAUUUUGGAUAAUACAAUUUCUAUUAUUCACUCGGUUUAAGCAUUUAAGUGUAAGUUCCGGACCCCCUCUCAGCCAUCUGCGUAACUAAGAUAUCCCGGAUGGCGUGUAAACGGUGGUGAACAAAGAAAAUCGUUACAUAAAGGCUGCUGCAGUUCAGUAUUGGAAAAUUGCCACCCCGGAAGAGUGCUUUGUACAACUACAGAUGUCAUAAAAACAAACACCCAAGUGCAGUGUGAAACCGGAGGUAGAAAACGAAUAAAAAAAAGUGCUAGACAAAAGUGAGGAAAAAAAUCGUUUGGAGAAAAAUCCCAGAAUCAGUGACGAACCUCCCGCGUGUUAUCACCUAGUUCAAGUGCUACUUACCUACCUACACAAAGUUUGGAUUGUUUUGUUGUUCGUUUAGUUUCAAAUCGAAACCUGCCCGUGGAUGGAAAUCCUAGCAUCGCUUCCCGAUCCGGCAUAAAGCAGCUUCAAUGUCGCCAAAAGCUGGCAGCACAUUCUCGCACAUAGCAAAGAUUGGCAUUGGUUUAAAAACUCAAAAGUCCCAUCGGAAGGUCAAAUAACCUCCCCCCUCCGCCACAACAGAAUCCAAUGUGACAGUUUGAAAACCACGUUGGAGGAUUUCAUUUUCUCGGAGAAUUGGCUGGAAUUUUUUUGGAAUACAAAUCACACACGCGCACCCAUCAUAACCACUCCACAAUCGGGGAUCGGAAAAAGAACACAAGAAACCACGUGACGAUCUCUAUAAAACCAGGCUGGAUCCCAAGAUCCCUGAUGCGGAAGAACUGACGGAAGCAGCAAAACUCCAACGCCUCCGGCAUACACAAAACCAAGGAUUUCGAACAAAUUCAACCCUGAUUAAGGAACGCGAUCCAGCUAGAGACAGGUAGCACCGAAAAAUCAAAAUCCCACACCCACCCAGGAGGAAGCAAUUCGAUAUUGAAAAAAUUUAAUCUGACCACUAAUUUCGUUGGAUUACCUAUUGCCUAUUAUUACGUGUCGUCAUCGUCGUAAAAACCCACCAAGGAAGCAGACCAAGCGUGAAGUAGCUUUGGCGACAAACAACUGAACCGCGAUACAGCCAGCACUUCGUGACUUCAGGAGAGACGCUGCCCGUGUGAUCCCCAAGAGAAAUGGCAGAAGGUAAUGGUGAACUGGUGGAAGAAAUGGCAAAUCAAAAAAUGGGCGAAGGCGCCGGUGACGGUGAACGGACAGAGGACUACACCAAACUGCUAGAAUAUGGACUCGACAAAAAGGUCGCCGGAAAGCUGGACGACAUCUACAAAACCGGCAAACUCGCUCACACAGAACUGGACGAGCGGGCGCUGGACGCGCUGAAGGAGUUCCCUGUCGACGGUGCCUUGAAUGUGCUGAGCCAGUUCCUAGAAUCGAAUUUGGAGCAUGUAUCGAACAAAUCGGCCUACCUGUGCGGGGUAAUGAAGACAUACCGUCAAAAAAGCAGAGCCAGCCAACAAGGACUUCCCACACCUGCAAUUACAGUACAAGCUAAGGGUCCAGAUGAGGAUAAAAUAAAGGCAAUUCUGGAACGCACAGGAUACACACUCGAUGUGACAACAGGACAACGAAAGUAUGGUGGCCCACCUCCAAAUUGGGAGGGCAACACCCCGGGCAAUGGUUGUGAAGUGUUCUGCGGUAAGAUACCAAAAGAUAUGUACGAGGAUGAGCUGAUACCGCUGUUUGAAAAAUGUGGCAAAAUCUGGGACCUCCGCCUGAUGAUGGAUCCGAUGACGGGUACGAAUCGGGGCUACGCAUUCGUCACCUUCACCUCGCGGGACUCCGCCUCGAAUGCAGUGCGAGAGCUCGAUAAUUAUGAAAUAAAGCCCGGAAAAUGUUUGAAAAUUAACGUAAGCGUACCGAAUCUACGCCUCUUUGUAGGCAACAUACCUAAAUCAAAAGGCAAAGAGGAGAUAUUAGACGAAUUUGGUAAACUAACAGCCGGGCUAGUGGAAGUGAUAAUUUACAGUUCUCCGGAUGACAAAAAGAAAAACCGCGGAUUCUGCUUCCUCGAGUACGAAUCACACAAAGCGGCUUCGCUCGCGAAGCGGCGGCUGGGCACCGGGCGAAUAAAGGUCUGGGGUUGUGAUAUAAUAGUGGACUGGGCGGAUCCCCAGGAAGAACCCGACGAACAGACGAUGAGCAAGGUCAAAGUAUUAUACGUACGCAAUCUGACACAGGACACGAGUGAGGAGAAGUUAAAGGAAUGUUUUGAACCGUUUGGCCGAGUCGAGCGUGUGAAGAAAAUUAAAGACUACGCUUUUGUACACUUCGAGGAUCGCGAUCACGCGGUCAACGCGAUGAAGGACCUGGACGGGAAGGAGAUCGGCGGUUCGCACAUUGAGGUGAGUAAGCUUGACAAUAUGAGGUGCUUUUGGGGGGUGAUCAAUUUUUUGUUUUUCUCACACUCACAGGUAUCUCUCGCGAAACCUCCGUCCGACAAAAAGAAAAAGGAAGAAAUAUUGCGAGCCCGGGAAAGGCGUAUGAAUCAGUUUCUGCAGAGUAGAAUGGGGAUAGCGGGUGAAUUCGUUCCUCCCUACAGCAUGUCGCCCCAGCAUGCCGGUAUGAUGCCAGGUGCAAUGCCUCCGAUGCGAGUUCCUAGUGGAGCCGGUGGUCCACGAGCUCCGAUGCGCGGCCCGAUGAAUCGUGGCGACUACGGAGACGGCCUGGAAAAAAAUGAAUAUAGAAGGUCGUCCUAUUACUGAAAGCAGAGAACUAGAAGAGAGAAGCCGACUCUAGAAGACGUUGUGUUCCUCAAUAUUACCGUUCCGGUGUGGUUGUUCAAUUAAAUCCAUCGCUGAGGACCAAUCCAUGCGUGGCUUGGUAGCCAUUUAAGUUUUUUUUUUUUUGAAUCAGCAGUGGAUUUUUACUAUCCGUAGUUAAUGACAGGAUAUCGCCUUAGAAAAUUGCUAGGGAAUUUGAAAUUUUGCUUAGGAAACUUACGCGUUUUUGAAGGAAAUUAUAUAGAUACAACUUUUAGGAGUGUCAAUGAAAUAAUUCGAUGUUAUAUUAGAGCCAUAUAAAACAGGAAAAAUCCAAUGCAUUUGCAUUUCAGUUCAAUUUUGUAGAAUUUUGUAUUGUAUGAAAAUAGAAUAAAAAUAUACUUGAAAGCGUUACGAUAAUUAUUGUUGAAAACAUAACAAUACACAUGUCUGUAUACCACUGUGACCUAUGAUUGGAAUUGUUUGAUGUCAUCAUAUCAAAAUGUCAAUCGCAUGAAAAAAUCUGACUUUUAUUCGCCUGGGGCGCAGAAAAAAAAUAUGAAGAAAGAAGAACCUACUUUAAAAGAUUCCGCAUAUAAUAACCCUAUUCAAUAUGGCGAGUCGAUCAAUUUAUCUCGGCUCCAAUCACUGUCGAAUCGAGCGAAACAUUAUACUCCAGAAGACGACUGUGUUCAUUUUGAGAACUGGAAACAAACAUAAACCAAACAUUUUCUAGGUUAUUCUUUUCACAGGCCCGAAUUCCCCAAACCAUAGCAAAAUGUACGAGUCGAGAUUUUUUCUUCCAAAAUAACAUGUUUCGUUCUACCGAAAAAAAUUGGAGCAAUAUUUUUUCACUCAUCCAACGGUUCAUGACGAAUAUUAUCAUAUCUAUCUGCAUUUAUUUUUCUUAACAGUUGUACAACACAGUGAUAUAGUGUUUGGGAUGAUUGAAACUGGAUGGUGUUGAUCUUCAUAACGCAAUAUUUUGGUUUAGAGUUCUUUGGAAGUUGAGAUAUCUGACGUAUGAAAUAUCAUACGCUGAGCCGAUACAGUAUCAAAAAUGGAAAUUAUUCGAAUAUCGAACAAUGCGGUUGUAUUUCAUAAAAUUCAACUUCAACAACCAUUUUCUUAACAAACAAUAAACAAAGGAAGCCUCAUAUCAACAGUCCCGCUGUGAACAGCCCAACUGUUAACAUUCGAACAAUAGCAAUAUUCUUACGCCGAAAAAAGGUAAAACAAAUGUUUAUCGAUAGAUAGCGAUACUCUUACGCCUCAAAAUGAAAUUUAUCUUAAGAUAAAAAAUGUACACGAAUGAAUUCGGCUCUGUUACAGCUGAAUUGCUAAAUGAGCCUAAUAAAAUAAACUGUUGGGAUAGAACCAUUUUCAUGGUUUAUUAGCACUUUCGUGUACUGCCGUUCUACGCAUAAUUGUCCCACGGUUCAUCGGGAUUGCAUAGAACAUAGUACAGUGCGUAAAACGGCAGUGUAUCGGAUUUAGUAUCACUGAGUAUGGUACCGGAAAAAGCACUCCGAAGGGUGCAAACCCACAUCACACUUCAAGCAAAUAUACGUCGUACAUCGGUUGCAAUACGCACACCUUCGUUGGGUACCAGUUGGAUUCGUAUUAAUGAAAUGAUUUAUUCCGUCAAACCUAACUUCCGAUGACUUCGAGUGUUCAGGCUUGAUCUGCAUGAACUCGAUCCAUGCUGGUUUUAUGUCACUCAUCCGAAGUUAAGGUCAUUUUUCCCAGUGUCUGGCUCUCCGCUUCUUGCUGCUGCCCGAAGAGCAUUCUUGUGAUUGGCCUCGUUCAAUGUUGCCUUCGACAAUCACUUGUUUGCCAAAACCGGAACCGUCCUCCGAGUCACUAUCUCCAGCAUCCACAUCGCUGUCUCCACCGCUUGGGGCACGAUGACAAGGUCAAUAUCAUUUGUUGACACUAUAUUUUCGAAAGCGUCUUCGUCCAAAUCAAUCAGAUAAUUGUACAGCUCCUCCGGACUAUAGGGAAGCUGAUAUAUCCUAUUGGCGAUCUAACGCAAAACGUAAACGAUCGGUGAGACAUCUGGAUUUUGUUUUUGAACUAAGAAAAUGAUGAUAAGGUAACCUAAAACUCAAAUCAAAACACAUAUAUUUUACUUCCGGACUUUCCAAGGUAGUUCUCACAUGCAGGAAUCAUGCAUUUUUCAACUUGUUUUUGAUUGUGCUCUUCAAUUUCCUUUUUCAUUCAACCAUUGUUAACAUUUAUACAAUUUUCACUACUGAAGUAGGUAAGAAAAUAACAUGUUGUAUAUGAAAUUGCUCGGAAUUAAAUUUCUUCCAAACUCAUCGCAAUCAAAUAAUCUUUUAUGACUAUAACAUUGUGAUUUAUUGAAAGAACCUUCCAUAAAUUCACAUUGCAAAAUUUAAAACCAUCAUCACAUUCACCGCAGGUGUAGAUUUGUACGUUAGAUCGCCAAUUGAGAAAAUAAUAUACCGUAGUUGCACAGCGUAUGAAAUUUCAUACGCUCAAAAAUAAACAUAGAUUUUUUUUCGGUUUCAUAAAUUUCUUCGGAUUUUUUGCUAGAUAUCAUUUUUUACACUCGGCUAGUAGUGUUGUGUCACAGUUUUUAGCAAUUUAGAAUCCUUUAAGAGGUAAAACUUUGAUAAAUUUAUGUUUUCUUUUGCGACUCCAUUAAAAUCGAACUUUGCAAGCUUCAAUACACAACAAAACAACAAAAAUGACAGAUAAAAUGACUGAGAGUGAAUUGUAUGGGAACGAACUCUUUGAGAACAAAGUGUUUGCGGGCGAACUGUUGGCAAAAGAACGAGCGCAGCUGAACUGAUUUGCGCUAUUGCGUUUACGUGUUAUCGUGAUUGUUUGUAUGAUUGAUUGUUUGUCAAAAUGCUGUAUUUUUUUCUGAAUGAACCAUUAUGGAACAUGAUCCUGGAACAUGGAACCUGUGUUUUGUGCUAACAGAAAAUAUGAAAAAAUGCACAUAUUUUUUGUGCGCAUCAAAUUAUUACAUAUACUAAUGACGGCCGGUAAACAUAUUUUCACAAACAGUUUGCGACUUUUAAAGAAGAAGCUCCUUAUGUUUCCCCACUAGAAUUCAAAAAUAUGAAUCCCAUACGAAUCAAAAAGUCUCCUAUCCAAUCCAACGGUAUCAAUGAAUAGUUGUCUAUCGAUGUUGGGUUCCAGUUAACAUUUUAUGUUGUUUUUAAUACCGCUGAACGAAAGAGCGAAAGAACGGUUCAAAAGAACUUAUUCACUUAGAUGAACGGUUAGUGACUGAACCAACAUAAUUGCGAUGUUAUUGUUCGUCUAUGGGCUAUGGACACAAACCAAAAUAUUCAUUUUUUUUUUUUAUCCAAAAUAUAUAUUUUCAUUAAGGCUCAUAUGGCGUCAAACUGACGGGGCCGGGAGUUCAAUAUUAUUGAUCAAAAAGAUUGAACGUCUAUUGGCUGUUUAAGAUGUUGGCACCUUCCGAGCACAUAGGGUGAGAUAGGCCCUGCUACCGCCUAUCUCUACCUAUGUGCCCUGGAGAAAACAAACGUUUUACUGGCGGUCGUGUUCACGAGUGUGUAUUAACCCUUUGCGGUCGUUUUUCUACUCUCAGCCAUCACAGCAAGGAACAUACUAAAUACUUUAUUCACGAACAAUAGUUUACAUUUUAGGGCCUAUUCCGAGAGUAGCUUCACGAAGUAACAGACAAUUUGCGCACGUGUUUGUAUUCUGAGAAUCGGCGUAAUUAAAAAAAUGUCAGGGUCAAUGAACUCUUUUCAUUUCUCAUGGUACUUCCGAGUCACUCGACUCUUAGAAUCGGGUGAGAAUUGUCAUAUAACUCCGAAGGGAAAAAUGUCACUUAUACCGACUUGACUCUCAGAAUAACCCUCUUUGUCUAAGCGAAUUUAAAUGUCUAAUGAACUUUUUCACGAAUGUAUACGAAGUUUCUAUGAAUAAUAAGUAACGGUACUCGGUAUAAACAAGACUGCGUAGGAGUGAUUGGCUCGAUUUCGCUCUGGAAAUUUUCUGGAAUUUUUUUUUUUUUUUAAAUCGACCUCGUUAUUGUAGGCCAAUCACUAAAAAAUUCGAUUAAAUUUUGCGACUGGUCGAGUCAGACCAGCAUGCAAACUGUCAAAGGAUAACAAAUGCAUCAUCUUUGCAUUUUUUCGGGUAUCUAGAGCAUGGUUUGUCAUUAAAAUGAAACCUUACAACUCUUCGCCUUUUUUUUCGCGAUAUAGAUUGCUUACCAUUACCUUCCUUGAAUAAUCAAUUAACUUUUGCUAUAUAUUUUCAAAUCAAUCACAUUGUUAACGUAGGCCUACGAAAUUAUUGAAUUCGAUAAGCCUGUUUAUCAUUUCUGAUGUCGUAUUAGUAAGGAAUUAUUUAUAUCUCUCAUCCGAUGAAACGUGACAUCAACAGAACUUAUGCUAAGGACCGUAACGUUACUUAUGGUACUCUUAAACCAUAUUAUUCUUUCAAAUAUUCUAUUUAUUUUCCAGUUCUGAUAACAAAAUAACAUUUCUUAGGAAUACAAAAAAAAGGUUACGUUAAAGAUUAGUUUUUUAUUUAGAUGUCCUUCAUAAGUCUCUUGACAACCGUCUCACCGAUGUGUUUUGCUUAUUUUCACUCAGUCCUCCGCUUUCGGGACUUCUGUUCCUCGCUUUACAUGGCAAAAUUGUACCCUGUAAAGUAAACUUGCCUUAUUUUUGCUGUGCUUGGCACAUUUUUGCUUUCUAUAUGUCUUCAGCGAGCUACGUUCCUAGGCUAAGUGAACUACACAGAUUGAAGUUCCACACUUUUGCGCAAUCCCGUGUCGGUACUUCUUUUUUUCUCUCAAAUUGUCUGCGAAAAUUUUCCUUAUAUGGAAUUUCAUCCAAAAUCGAUUUAGACGGACCAGGUUUCCUACCACAACUGGAUAAACCCUUUAAUGUGUUAAUCAAAUCGCAAGGGCGCUUACUCCUUCCGCCUUCGUCCGAUACACAGAGUAUGCGAUGAAUAUGGGAAUAUAUAGCCGGUCCGAUUGAUUUUAGAAGAAUUUUGUAGGCUAACUUCUCAGGUUUCUGUCCAUGACGACCGCGACAUUUCGCUUCGCCGGAAUAAAAAUCACUCUCCAUCACCUUCAGCCUUUGUUUCUAAGUUACAGCUUCCUGUUCCGACACGACAGGUCUUGAAUUACUUUUUCACAUGAUAAUGUCCAUCUCCGCUAGGUAUUUUUUUACUAUCUGACCCGUUGCUCCGGUCUCCCGAUCCAUAGACCGGGACGAUUUAGAACCCUUUCCCUCCAUCUUCUGCAGUUACAGUUGAAGUUCGCAUAGCACCAUCGGACGACCGGAGCCAAGCUUCCGUUCAAUGAUCUCAUUAUUCUCCCGAAAUGUAAGGAUAUAAGGAUAUAGAUACCGGAACGGGUGUAUCUAGCGGACUCAAAGUUCUUGACAAUGUGCACUUUCUUCGCACCGGGAUGGAGCUAGCGAUACGCACAAACCAUGGAACGCAGUUGCUUUACUAUGUCUUCACCAGAACUGUUCACGUUAUCAAAAAUCAAUAAAAUUUGAAUGAAAAUUCAUACAUAAUUCAAUUUUUUUCUCUAUUAUAGUGACUUUCAACACAUUUCGGCUGGUUCGUCACUUUUACUUCCAUUUUUGGAAGAAUGUUAGGAGUGAGAAUUGAACUCGUGAUCUCUGCGUGAGAGAAAUCACGCGUAUUCUAGAGCUUGCCACUCAGAAUGCAUUCAAGGCGUGUUAUUUGGCAUAGAAAUCUCAACUAAGUACUAAUAAAAAUGACGCAAGUAAUACUACGUUGAGACGGCGACGUUCCUCUAGGAACGUUAGUGCCAUUGAAGAAGAAGAAGAAUUUUUUGGUUUUGUGCUCAUCACUGUAAGCACGAAGUUCCGUCACAAGCACUAACUACCGUCAUAUGCUCUGAGGAAGCAUGAAGGAGAGAUCUGAGCUGAGGAAAAGAUGUGAUAUUUCUCAGUUUUUUUACAUGCGAACUGCGUAAAAAAACACGUUAAUUGGAAAAUCCACGUAAAAACCGCGUAAAAAAACACCUUUUCGCAAUAAAUAGAACACGCGUCAAUGGGACCCUGAUAACGUGGGACCAUAUCACCAGCCGCUAAUUUCGGUGAAUUUUUCGGUGAACACUCGACGAUGUACGAGACGUGUGUCUCCUGCAAACCAACGGUGGAAAUAAGAACCUAACAACUCUCCCAGAAGGGGGUCUCCGUAACCUAAUUGAUUGCCCCAGUGAUCCCAGCCUCUCACUCCACAUACGAUCGAUCUGCUGCAUCGGCAAUUGAUGCUAUUUAUAAACACAACAAUGGAAGCCUCAUAUAUACAUACAGUCCCGCUGUGCCCAACUGUGAACAUUCGAACAAUAGGAAUAUUCUUACGCCGAAAAAUGCGACAUGUGUUGUGUAUCGAUAGGAUGAGAAUACUCUAACGCCUAAACGGCUAAUGUGUAAUAGAUAAAAAUAUGUAUCGAUGAGAUAGGAAUAUUCUUACGCCUAAAUGGCUACUGUGUAAUAUACAACAUGCGAAAAAUGUACACGAUAACUUCGGCUCUGUUACAGUUAAAUUGCUAAAUGAGCCUAAUAAUAAAAAAUAAAAAACAGAUGUGAUAAAAAUACCCUCCUAGAAGUAUUUGGUGGUGUGAAAUUCGUCGCUGUUUCAUUAGAAUGGUCACAGUGUGUAGCAUACAGCAAAGCCAUGAUAGGAAUCUCGAAAAUGAUCAGUUUCUAGACAGGAUAAGCUAUACAUUAGAUGCCCGUGGUAUAAUAAUUAAUGAUCCAGAGAAAAUGUCAACGGAGAUGAAUCUAUCGUAGCUUUAAUUAUACUAUGAUCACCGAAUCCCGUUUGAUAACCAAACGCCGCUGUGAAUAAAACAAAUACUAAUAUUUUACCAUUUUUUUUCUUUCUCUCUCCUGUCUAUCUCUCGAACGCUUCGGUCACCUUCCACAAAAAAAAACAAUAUCCGAAACCCUCACGCA